GUUAGCUAUUUAAGCGCCAUAUUUCCCUAAAUCCGCCCAUUCAUUGGAGUGUUUGGUGUAAAGUAGGCUUACCUCGUGCUACGCCAUGAUUAAAUGUUAAACUAAAUAUCGUCAAUAUCGAAAAAAUCGGCAGUUUCACCUUCCACUUCACCAUCUUUCCUAAUGACCGAAGGCUUUGUCGUCGAAACGGGAACCGUUCGCACUUCUUUUCUACAUUUUGUCCUAACUAUUUCAAAAUCUGCUUGGCCAUUUCUUUUUAGUCUUCGUGGGCCGGGAAAUUGUUUGAUAUGUGGAAUUUUUUAGAACAUUACGAGGCUCGUAUACUUUUAAUUCCUAGAUACAACUUUUCUGA
Molecule: messenger RNA, 352 nt
Organism: Acanthoscelides obtectus
Lineage: Eukaryota; Metazoa; Arthropoda; Insecta; Coleoptera; Chrysomelidae
Source: the annotation of a GenBank genome assembly